CCCAUCCUGAUGGCUGGAGGCGUCUGAGGGGCGGACGGCGACGACGGCGGCGGCGGCGGCGGCGGCGGUGGCGGGCGCGGGCGGCGAGGGCAGCGGGGCUGGGACUGGAACAGCCGCCGCGCGGACCCGACCAGCCUCGCCGGCUCCUGCCCGCAGGCCGCGAGCGCGACAACCAGGCGGCGGCGUGGGCGCCAGACCGGGCGAGGGCUAGACAGACUUACAUGUGUGGGAAACCAGACCAGAAAUACUUCUGAGUCAAGAGCUUGGAUUCUGAAGUGUGGAAAGCACUGAGACGUGAAGAUGAGUGAACUUGACCAGCUGCGGCAGGAGGCCGAGCAACUGAAGAACCAAAUUAGAGAUGCUCGUAAAGCAUGUGCAGAUGCAACUCUUUCUCAGAUCACAAACAACAUUGAUCCAGUGGGAAGAAUCCAAAUGCGAACCAGGAGAACACUGAGGGGUCAUCUGGCAAAAAUUUAUGCCAUGCACUGGGGCACAGACUCAAGGCUCCUUGUCAGUGCCUCUCAGGAUGGAAAACUCAUCAUCUGGGACAGCUAUACCACAAACAAGGUUCAUGCCAUCCCUCUGCGCUCCUCUUGGGUCAUGACCUGUGCAUAUGCUCCUUCUGGGAAUUAUGUGGCCUGUGGUGGCCUUGAUAACAUCUGCUCCAUUUACAAUCUGAAAACUCGUGAAGGGAAUGUGCGUGUGAGUCGUGAGCUGGCAGGACAUACAGGUUAUCUGUCCUGUUGCCGGUUCCUGGAUGACAAUCAGAUAGUUACCAGUUCUGGAGACACCACAUGUGCCCUGUGGGACAUCGAGACUGGCCAGCAGACAACCACGUUUACUGGACACACUGGAGAUGUCAUGAGCCUGUCUCUUGCUCCUGACACCAGACUGUUUGUCUCUGGUGCUUGUGAUGCUUCAGCCAAGCUCUGGGAUGUCCGAGAAGGGAUGUGCCGGCAGACCUUUACAGGACACGAGUCUGACAUCAAUGCCAUAUGUUUCUUUCCCAAUGGCAAUGCCUUUGCCACUGGCUCAGACGAUGCUACAUGCAGGCUGUUUGACCUCCGUGCAGACCAGGAGCUCAUGACCUACUCCCAUGACAACAUUAUUUGUGGUAUCACAUCUGUUUCCUUCUCCAAGAGUGGCCGCCUCCUCCUCGCUGGGUAUGAUGACUUCAACUGUAAUGUCUGGGAUGCACUCAAAGCUGACAGAGCAGGUGUCUUAGCUGGACACGACAACCGAGUCAGCUGCUUGGGGGUGACUGAUGAUGGCAUGGCUGUGGCAACAGGGUCCUGGGACAGCUUUCUCAAGAUCUGGAACUAAGGCCAGGAGCAGCAGGUGGAUGGAUGCCAUGGCGACUGGAAGACCAUUCCAACCUUGAAUUGAUACAGCGAUAGCAUAUCCUAUCCAACCAUACUAACGUGGACACCCACACCUCCCCU
Molecule: messenger RNA, 1442 nt
Organism: Mastomys coucha (southern multimammate mouse)
Lineage: Eukaryota; Metazoa; Chordata; Mammalia; Rodentia; Muridae
Gene: Gnb1
Product: G protein subunit beta 1
Exons: 12
Coding region: 301-1323 (340 amino acids)
Biological process (GO): G protein-coupled receptor signaling pathway
Cellular component (GO): heterotrimeric G-protein complex; cytoplasm
Molecular function (GO): signaling receptor complex adaptor activity; protein binding
Source: RefSeq, a predicted model, not a curated record